Branchiostoma belcheri (Belcher's lancelet) is the source of this 1569-nucleotide messenger RNA. Its product is annotated as monoglyceride lipase-like. The coding region runs from base 272 to 1189 and encodes 305 amino acids. Lineage: Eukaryota; Metazoa; Chordata; Leptocardii; Amphioxiformes; Branchiostomatidae. The transcript has 7 exons. Gene Ontology annotation, cellular component: membrane. Gene Ontology annotation, molecular function: lipase activity. The record is from RefSeq and is a predicted model, not a curated record.
UGACCCACCCUCGCGCGUGACGAGCGAUGACGUAGUCUAAAUACACGCUUCAAUGAAUGUUUGUCCUUUGGGGGUCAAACUCGCCGAGCCGGUUGUGGAGUAGGGCCACGUUCUGGGGUCACAGUCCUAUACUCUCUCAACUUUAUCUCCUGCAGCUUGUUUAUUAACCACGGCGACUGGCUGCAUAUUAACUUUAAGACGACUGGCGCCAAAAUUGAACGAGAAGCAGGUUCGACGAUCCGCCGUAAAGGUCACCUGAGCUACUCGGGAAAUGUCGGGCGAUUCCGGAACCAGCGUGGACGGGCCGAAGACUCCGCAGGGCGUGUUCUACUCCAGGGUGCCCCACCUGGUCAACUCUUCGGGACAGUACCUGUACUGCAAGUACUGGGAGCCACAGGGACAAGCACCAAGGGCACUGUUGAUGAUCGUUCACGGGGUAGCUGAACACUGUCAGAGAUAUGAGGAAAUCGCCACGGAGCUGAACAAAGAGGGAAUCCUGGUCUUUGCACACGACCACGUUGGACACGGACAGAGCCAGGGUUACCCUGCCGACAUCAAGAGUUUCCAUGAGUACGUCCAGGACGUGCUGCAGCACGCCGACAAGAUGCGAGGCGCGCAUCCCGGCAUCCCCAUCUUCAUCCUCGGACACUCCAUGGGAGGAACCGUUGCUACCCUGGCGGCCAUGGAACGGCCCACUAUGUUUGCAGGGGUGGUGUUAACGGCUCCGGCCAUCAUUCCCGCGCCAGAGACAGCAACUAGAUGGAGGGUGUUAGCCGCCAGGACGCUCGCCUCUAUCCUUCCGCGGUUUGAAGUGGGGACAGUGGAUACAAGUUUCGUCAGCCGGGACCCCGAAAUGGUGAAGGCGUACGAGGAGGACCCGCUGAUCUAUCACGGCGGGCUCCGCGCGCGCUGGGCGGUGCAGACCCUGGACGCCAUGGACCAGAUCCGGCGGCAGGCGGCCUCCUUCCAGCCGCCGUUCCUCGCCCUGCACGGCGACCAGGACAAGCUGUCCCUUCCCGAGGGGGCCCAGUUCCUGUACGACAAUGCACCGGAGGGGGAUAAACAGAUAAAGAUCUAUCCCGGCCUGUACCACGAGCUUCUGCGCGAGCUGAAGCCGGACGCCGAGAUGGUACGGCGGGACAUCGUGACUUGGGUGACGGAGCGGAUAGACAACACCGCCACAAGUUAACUAACUUCCCGUGCGUCAACGUAGGGCGCCCUGCAAUGGUACAUUGGGUAUUGCAGGAUCAAGAGCACCGUGACUCUACGAAAGGAGCUGCUGUAAGAUUGCGGUUGUGCAAAGUAUCCUAAACUGCAAUGUAUACUUGGUAUAUAUAUUUUAUGUACGCAUAUACAUAUUACUGCUAGAUGCACCAUUGUACUUACGUAAAGAACAUAUCUGUGCAGUCUUAUUAUAACUGUUAAGAACGUUAUGUCACGUGUAUAUUUGUAUUUAUCAGAUCGGAAUGGUAUACGGGCUGCUAUUAUUCUAUCACCUGGUGUUAGAAUCUAUAGAUCCAAAUAUUUGUGUCACACAGUGGUAUUACUUAGCGCUGAAUUACUGAUUGA